AUGCUUUACAUUUUCCAGGUGGGCUCGGCAUUUAUUGUAUGUGCUGCAACAAACCCAUACGUGCUCAUCUUGUAUCUUCCAGUGGGAUACGCCUUCACGAGCGCGGCUAGAAUAUACCAGUUGUCCGCCCGGAAAUUGAAACGUUUGGAUAGUAUUUCUCGAUCCCCUUUUUUAAACUUGGUAUUGGAAACUAUCUCUGGCAUUGAGACAGUUCGAUCGUCGAAAAUGGUUGAACUAUUCUCUGCUCGUUGUGAAGAGCUCGUGAAUAACAACGCCAAGUUUGAUCUGAUGUUUGAGUCGACCACUCGGUGGUUCUGCAUGCGGACCGACUGGUUGGUCUCAGUAAUUAUUGCUGCUGUUGCAAUUCUCGCAAUCGCUACAAAGUCGAGCAUAGGAGCUGCUGCUGCAGGUCUAGGACUGACCUAUGCGGCGCAGCUCACAUCGUUUUUCCAGCGUCUGACAGCUUUAGUGACACAAGUCGAUAACAUCAUGACGUGUUUUGAACGCAUUACUCACUACGACGAUCUCGACGAGGAGGGAUGCCAGCGCAUCUCAACUUACAAGGACGCACUUGAUUCUGCUUGGCCCAAGACUGCAAGUGGUGAGAAGGUUGGCAUUUGUGGCCGUACUGAAUGUGGCAAGAGCUUGUUAAUGAGUGUGCUGUUUCGUGUUGUGGAAAUACCAACAAGUGGGGACGUUCUCAUUGACGGUGUCAACAUUGCUACCAUUACGGUACGUCAGCUACGAACCAAGUUGACCAUCAUCUUACAGGAUCCGAUCCUUUUGUUAGCGAUGAACUUGGAUCCGUUUGGAGAGAAUACGGAUGCUGAGCUCUACGCAGUACUACGCAGGGUGCAUUUAUUGGGUACCAUUUCUUCCUGGGGAAACGGUCUUGAUUACCAUGUGGCAGAGAAAGGCGGCAACUUGUCAGUGGGUCAGCGUCAAUUGUUGUGUAUUGCACGUGCACUCAUCCGAGACAGUAAGGUGGUUGUGAUGGAUGAAGCGACUGCAAAUGUUGAUUUCGAGUCGGAAAGAUUGAUUUAG
This is a messenger RNA of Peronospora belbahrii, 1044 nucleotides long. Lineage: Eukaryota; Oomycota; Peronosporomycetes; Peronosporales; Peronosporaceae. The record is from the annotation of a GenBank genome assembly.